Molecule: messenger RNA, 2132 nt
Organism: Spirodela intermedia
Lineage: Eukaryota; Viridiplantae; Streptophyta; Magnoliopsida; Alismatales; Araceae
Source: the annotation of a GenBank genome assembly
AUGGCUGAUGCUGAUGAUAUUCAACCCCUUGUGUGCGACAAUGGUACCGGAAUGGUCAAGGUAACUACUCAGGGAUUCAUCUUCCCGGCUUUUGCUAUCUUCUUAUGGUACUAAAGUUAAUCCACAAUAAAACGUCUUAUCUCGUUAAAAAAAUUAUGGGUUAUAUGCUAUACGUUUCUGGUUCGAUUCACACACGUACGAGAGGUCUAAUGCGCACCUGCUAUAGUAUCCACAGCAUAAUAUGGGUAUCGUCACUGUUGAAAUAUUCAUGAAAAUGGGGAGCCCAAGAAGACCGAGGAAAAGUUUCAAUGGUGCGGAUGUCUUGAAAUAUGGAGCGAAAUUUCUUUGCAGAAUCAUGUGCAAUAAACUUACCUUGGUGUCCUUUUUUUUCAGGCUGGAUUUGCUGGAGAUGAUGCCCCAAGGGCUGUUUUUCCUAGCAUAGUGGGUCGCCCUCGUCACACUGGUGUGAUGGUUGGCAUGGGACAGAAGGAUUCAUAUGUUGGGGAUGAGGCCCAAUCCAAGCGUGGAAUUCUGACCCUGAAGUAUCCAAUUGAGCACGGGAUUGUCAGCAACUGGGAUGACAUGGAGAAGAUUUGGCAUCACACUUUCUACAACGAGUUGCGUGUUGCCCCGGAAGAGCACCCAGUGCUCCUUACUGAGGCUCCCCUCAAUCCCAAGGCCAAUCGUGAGAAGAUGACCCAGAUCAUGUUUGAGACAUUCAACACUCCUGCUAUGUAUGUUGCAAUUCAGGCCGUUCUCUCUCUCUAUGCCAGUGGUCGCACAACAGGUAUUGAAAAUCUAUCACUCCGGGUCUGUAGCCAUAUUGAUCUGAAAUUGUGUGUACUUGGCUGUUUUUGAUCUUGAAGUAGGAGCUCUUGUCAUUAAUGCUUUUGUGUAUAUUUGUCUCAGUAUUCUUGUACAUCUGAAGUCUCUCAAGGAUUACUUAUGUGAACCAAGUUUAUGUUUUCUUCAUUUAUGGAACUCCUGUUCUCCUUUUUUUCAUUUUUAGGAUUUGCUUCGAAGAUUUGAAAUGUUUUUUUUUUGCCAGAAAAAGUAAAAUAAUAUAUAUAUAUAUAUAUAUUGAAUUUGGGAUUGUAGUCUUGAUCUCUAUGAUUUGACUUCAACUAUGAAGUAUAAUGGAUUAAAUAUCCCCUGGUCUGUUAAAGUCAAUGCGAGCUGUUCUUGCUCAUAACAGGAAAAGUAAGCCUACUGUGUCAGUGUUUAUAAAGAUUAGAAAGGGUUUCAUUCGUUUGAGCUCUGGUUUGGCAUUGUCUUGAUGAUCUGUCUCGAUGGAUGGACGACGGAAGCUUAUGGCGGUGUGUGAAUGAAUAGGUAUUGUGCUGGACUCGGGGGACGGGGUCAGCCACACGGUUCCAAUCUACGAAGGAUAUGCGCUGCCGCACGCCAUCCUCCGCCUUGAUCUGGCCGGGCGUGAUCUGACGGACGCCCUCAUGAAGAUCCUCACCGAGCGCGGGUACUCGUUCACCACCACGGCCGAGAGGGAAAUCGUGCGGGACAUCAAGGAGAAGCUGGCCUACAUCGCCCUGGACUACGAGCAGGAGCUCGAGACGGCCAAGACGAGCUCCUCCGUGGAGAAGAGCUACGAGCUGCCCGACGGGCAGAUCAUCACCAUCGGCGCGGAGCGUUUCCGCUGCCCGGAGGUGCUCUUCCAGCCGUCAAUGAUCGGGAUGGAAGCCGCCGGUAUCCACGAGACCACCUACAACUCCAUCAUGAAGUGCGACGUCGACAUAAGGAAGGACUUGUACGGCAACAUCGUGCUGAGCGGCGGCUCCACCAUGUUCCCCGGCAUCGCCGACAGGAUGAGCAAGGAGAUCACGGCGCUGGCCCCCAGCAGCAUGAAGAUCAAGGUGGUGGCCCCGCCCGAGAGGAAGUACAGCGUCUGGAUAGGCGGAUCCAUCCUGGCCUCUCUCAGCACCUUCCAGCAGGUGAGUGAGGACGCACAUCAACAUUAAAUCAAUUCUUCUCUCUCUCUCUCUCUCUCUUCAACAACGCCUCCCCUCUUUUCUAGAUGAUGUCUCAAGGUGGGUGUGCUUCUUUCUGUGUAGAUGUGGAUCUCGAAGGCGGAGUACGACGAGUCGGGCCCGGCAAUUGUCCACAGGAAGUGCUUCUGA